Messenger RNA from Plasmodium gallinaceum, 4554 nucleotides. RefSeq names its product conserved Plasmodium protein, unknown function. Bases 1 to 4554 code for a protein of 1517 amino acids. NCBI's taxonomy places the organism in Eukaryota, Apicomplexa, Aconoidasida, Haemosporida, Plasmodiidae. The record is from RefSeq and is a predicted model, not a curated record. The transcript has 2 exons.
AUGGAAUUAUUUAAAAAAGAAAAUGAAUUUACAAAAAAUAAUUAUAAUGAAAAGAAUAAAAUUGAGAAAUUAGAAGAAAUAAAUGAUCACACUAAUAAUAAUAAGAAUAAUAAAAUUAGUUUAAAUAACAAUAGUAAUUGUAUAGAUGAUAAAAAUAAUUUUAAUAAUAAUAACUUAGAUGAAAAUGAUAAAAAUAAUUUUAAUGAUAAUAACUUAGAUGAAAAUGAUAAAAAUAAUUUUAAUAAUAAUAACUUAGAUGAAAAUGAUAAAAAUAAUUUUAAUAAUAAUAACUUAGAUGAAAAUGAUAAAAAUAAUUUUAAUAAUAAUAACUUAGGUGAAAAUGAUAAAAAUAAUUUUAAUGAUAAUAACUUAGAUGAAAAUAAUAGUAAAUUAAAUGAUAGUAAUAAUAAUCUUAUUAAUGAAACCUAUAAUUCAAGUGAAGAUGAUAACAAGUUAAUUGAAAAUGAUAAAAGAAAAAUUAUAAUAUUUUCAUCUAUUCUAAGAUAUAAAAGAUACUUGACAAAAAAAGGAAAUACUUAUUUUGAUUUUAAUCAAACUAAUUUAGAAUUAAAUGAAAAAGAAAUGUUAGUACAAAGUAGUAAUUUUUAUCAUUUAUUUGAUCUAAGAUCUUUGUUUUUUCCUCAUAUUUAUUUAAAUAUUAACUCACAUAUGAAUAUAAAUAUUUCUGAUUAUUUAAACUACAUAAAAAAUCAACAAAAUGAAGGUAUUAAAAAUGAAGAAAAUAAAGACUUAAAUUAUUUUUCAAAACAAGAAUUCAUUUUAGAAUCUAUUGAACAAGUGGAACACAUAGAAAUAAAAGUAAAGAUAAUAAAAAAAUUAUUUUUAAUAUUAAACGAGAAUGUUUCCCAAAAAUUUAAAAACUAUAUUGAUAACUUACCAUAUAUCAAUUCAAAUGAUUAUAUUUUUGUUCAGACUAAUCGUAAAAAUGAUAUAUUAUUUGGAUAUAUUAAAAGUAACAAAUUUAAUUUAUUUUUUGAGAUUUUAAAUUUUAAAAAAAUGUUUUUUCAGUAUUAUAAGGAUAAUAUAAAAAUAGAUAUAUAUGAUAUAAACUCAAUAAAUAAUUAUGAAGAUUAUUUUGAAAAUAUCAAUGGAAUUAUAUUUUUAAAAGAACAGAAUAUAUUUGUAAAAAAGGAUUUAUUUGAAAAUAUUAAUUUUUAUUCUAAAUAUUAUUAUGAUUAUUAUUUUUCUAAAAAUUCAAUUGUUGAAUAUGAUUAUUCAAAUAAAAAAAAAAAAUUUCUUUUGGUUUUUAAUUUAUGUGUAAAUUAUGUUAAGAAUAACUUAUUUAUAAUUGUUAUUUAUAAUGAUAAUAAUUGCAAUAAUAAUUCAAACGAUAAUAAUUCUAAAUUUUUAUAUUAUGAAGAACUAGAUCUGUAUAAUAAGCAAUUUAAUUUAAAUAAUAUAGAUAAAAAUUUAUUUAAAACAAAUUCCUUUUUUAUAGAUAAUUUAUAUCAUAGAUUAAAAAGUAAACUAUUAUGUUCUUUUUCUUUUAAACAUAUACUUUUAAAUGAUUAUUUAACAAGUAUUAAUAUUUCAAAAAUAAAAAAGAAUAAAUUUUAUAAAAAUUUUUAUACAUUUAAUAUUUUUUGUUUAUCAAAUGAAGGUAUAGUUUAUAUAUUUUUUUGUAAUUUAUUAAUAUUAAAUAUUUUUUAUGAAAACAAAUUCGAAUUAAUUGUAAAAAAGUAUUUUUGCUUUCAAUUAAAUAAGGAAAGUUUAUAUAGAAAAAUAAGAGUAGUAAAUUGUAACUCAAAGUAUUUGUAUUCUUUAUGUACCCAUAGUAAUUUUCCAUACAAAAAAUUUCAUGAUUUUGUUAAUGAAAACGUGUUAUCCAAAAAUUUAAAUGAUACAUUAAGAAAUACAGAAAGAGAAAGUAUAAUACAUUGUGAUGAUGAUUCAAAUAAAAUUGAAAAUAUUUUUACAAAUAGUUUUUCAACUUACGAAAAAAGUGAUAAUGAAAAUGUAAUUAAUAAUAAUGAUCUUGAUUAUAAAAUAAAUAAUAGUCAUUCUAAUAUAGAUUGUUAUAUAAAUAAAAAAGAGUAUUCUAAUUAUACUGGUAUGACAGAGUAUAAAUAUACUUUUCUUAUAAUUACAUGUAAAUAUGAUUUUUCUAUAGUAACAUUAAGAAGAAGAAAAAAAAAUUUUAAUAUGGAACUUAUUAAUUAUUCUUGUACAAAUAGCAAAAAUUCUAAUAAUGUUAUAUGUGAUAUAAUAGUUAAUAAAUGUAAUUUUGAAAAAUAUAAUGAAAAUAAAAAAAAAAAUAAAAGUUUUAUUAUAUUUGAAAUAAUAUGUUUUUAUCAAAAUGGUUUUAUGAAAAAAUACAGUUAUGUAUGUUCCUUAAAAAAUAAAAAUUUUGAAUUUUUCCUAAUGGAAAAUGAGAAAAUGAAGAAUGGAAUUAUUUCAAAAAAAAUUUUUUUUAAGCCAGUUCUUUUUCCUUUUAAUGAAGAAGUAUUAAAAAAAAAAAAAAAAUGUAAUGACAUAAUUUUAAAUAAUGUACAUUUGAGUCACUUUAAAAAUUUCAUAUAUAUAUACUUUCAAGAAAAGCAAUAUGAAAGCAUUAGUUUAACAAUUAAUAAUCAAUGUUUAAUUAUUAGCUAUAUUAAAACGAUAAGUAAACUUUUUAAAAAAAUAUACACUUUACUAAAUAAAAAGAAUGAAAAAGAAAAUAUCAAUUCAAAUGUGAAUAAUAAAAAAAAAGAAAAUUUUGAGAGUUAUCUUAGUAUUAAUAAAAAUAAUAAUUUUCUAGACAAAAAUAAUGAAAUGAAUUAUUAUAAUGAUAAAAUAAAUUCUUUUUUAGAUGAAGUUAAUAAAUCAAGUGAAUUUUAUGAUAAAAAUAUAAAAAACUAUUUAAACUGCAAUUUAUUCACUCAAAGAGAACACAAGACAUUUUUUUUGGAGUAUAAAUAUAUUAUAUUUGGUUUUUAUGAUAUACAUCUAAUAAAUGAAAAAAAUAACAAAAAUAUAAAUGAAAUGAAAACAAAAGUGAAUAAAAAAAAUUCAGUGAGCUCUUGUGACAUACAUAGUCACUUUAAUUUUUUAAAUAUUAUAAAAAGUUACAUUAAUUAUGAUAAUAUUAAAAAAAGCAUUCAUAAUUUAACUAAUGAAAACAAAAAAAUAAAAAUGAAUUUUUAUUACUUUCUUUUAAUUUUAAAUUAUUUUCAAAAUAAUUAUAUAUCUGAAUAUAAUUCUUUUUUUCACCUAGCAUACAACGAAUUAUAUCAAAAAGUAAAUUUCACUUAUAAAAGAAAAAUAUAUUCCAAAUUAUUUUUUGAAAACUUUGAAUUAAUAGAUAUAAAAAAAUAUGGUGGUAUUUUAUUGUCAUUUUUAUUUCACAUGUAUAAUUUCUGUUUGAAACAAAAUGGGCUCAGUAAUGAUGAUUUCAAUUCUCAUAUUACUUUUUUUUUAAUAAAUAAAAAAACAAAAAAAAAUAAAAAAAAAUUUAGAUAUAUUUACAAAAUGGAUGAAAAUAAAAAUACUAAGUCAUAUGAAAAUUUAAAUAAGGAUGAAACUAAAGCCAUACAAAGUUUAAGUGAAGAAUAUAAGAAAGAUAAUUUUGAUAAUAUAAAAAAUAACAUAACUAAAAAAAAUACCGAAUUUGAUGAUAAAAAAAUGUUAAUGAAUGAGAACAAAAAGGUUAUAAUUAAUUUUUUAACUUUAAAAAAGUGUCUAUAUUAUAUAAAUAAAAUUAAAAAAUAUAUGAGUUACAUAUUAAACACAGAAGUAAGUGAUUGCAAUACUCAGUUUGAUAUUUGUAUAAAUAUAUAUAUUUGUCAAAUAUUUUAUAUUAUUUUAAAUACAUUGCGAAUAAACAACACAAAUAUUUUUGUUAAUUUAAAUUAUAACAUAAAGAAAAACAAUUUAGAUUAUUUUUAUAUAUUAAUUUUAAUUAAUUUCUAUAGCUUAUUUUAUCUUCUUAUCUCUCCUGAAAAUAUAUUAAAAGAAAAUAUUGAAAAUGAAAAAAAAGUGGAUAAUGAAGAAAAUAAAAUAAAUAAAGAUAUGGAUAUAUUAAAUUUUUUUAACAACAUUUAUGUAGAAUAUAAAAAUAAAAACAUAGAAAAAACAAAUUCUUCAAAUAUAGAAAAUAUUAGCAUUACUUCGGAAAGUUUUGAAAAAUAUUUAGCUUUAACUUAUGAAAUUAUAAAAGAAAAAACAAACAAAAUAAAUGUAGAUAAUUAUAUUGUUGAAAAAUUAUUAUUUAAAAUAAAUUGUUUUUUUUGUAAUAAGAUAUGUAUAUCUAACCUAUAUAAUAAUUAUUAUAUAUGUGAAAAUAAUCAUAUAUUCAAUAAAUGUAUGAUAACUUUUUGUUGUAUUUAUAAAAAUAAUCUAAUAUUACCUACUAUUUUCAUUUUAAAUGAUUUCAAUAAAAAAUUAUUUGAUAACUUUAAUGCUCCUUUAAACUUUAAUUUAUUGAUUCAAGUAGAUUAUAUUUAUUUUUGUUCAUUCUGUUAUUAUUUUAUUUCAACUAAAAAUACUUUUUUUGAAAAAAAUUUUCUUUUUAAUCAAUGCCCUUUUUGUAAUCAUGAGCUAAAUAUUUUAUAA